CUUCUUUGGGCUCCCAAAGGCACUACUGCAUCUCGAUUACCUCCAAUUCCUUCGAUCGCGAGCAAGCCAUGUCCGCAUGAUCCACGUUACUCUCCUCCGUGCAGCGACUGAACUGCAGCGACGAACGUAGAGGUCAACUUGAUUUCCCAAAGCAAUCGGGGUUGAAUUUGUACGCCACUCGCCCUCAACAUCAAAAACAACGCUUCAAUCUUCUGCCGCUACCUCCCUUUGCCUUUGGGAGAGCAACUAUGGCGGGCGAGGAUAUCUCCAUGGAAAGUAGCAAGCUGAAACAUCGGAAGAUGGACAGAGAUGACAGAUGUGAUGGGAUUAGUAAUCUGCCAGACGCGGUGCUCCUUCAUAUUUUGUCCUUCCUGCCUAUGAGAGACGCGGUAAGGACAGUGAUGGUACCGGGAUUCCGUUACCUCUGGACUUCUAUCCGCGACUUAUCUUUCGAUCACUGUGCUUACCACGACUGCAACGAGGAGGACCCUGCUUUUAAAGUCGACGAUAGAUUCGUAAAUUUUAUCGACCAUGUGCUAACUCUGCACGAGAACCCCACUAUCGAUUGGUUUCGUCUUAGUUUGAACUAUGCAGCUGAGGUGUGCGCCGAUGAUCCUCAAUAUCAGGAUGGUGCAACUAAAGAGACAAGAAAGUCGAACAAAAUCGAUACAUGGAUUAAUUUUGCUGUGAGGAGAAAGGUUAAGUUCCUCGAUUUGAACUUCUUAGCAUGUACUAGGAAGUUGCCCAAUAAUCUUUACAUGUUGCCCAGCAUUGUUCUUAGUUGUAGCUACUUAGUAGAGCUGACGCUGGCUUCCUGUGUGGUUGAACCAGUGGGACAGGUCCAACUAAGGUCACUUAGAAAAUUGUUUAUGAAGCAAAUUGACUUAACUGACAAAAAGUUGGCUAACAUACUAUCUGGUAGCCCGUUGUUGAAAGAAUUGUCUCUUGAAGAUUGUGAUGGCCUCUGCGAGCCCAAAUUCUGUAGUGGCCCAUCUAUUGAAGAGCUAAAUUUGGAGGAAUGCGGCAGUUUGAAAAAGCUUGAUCUCACACGAUCAGAUAUAAAACAUUUAACCAUCGAUCACAGUCAGCAUCUGGAGCUCAUUUGCCCUAAUGUGAAGAUUUUGGAUAUUGCUGGGUGUCUAACAUAUGUCAAGGUGACUAAUAUGCCAUCAUUGGUUGAUACAUCCAUCUGCUUCAGUCAUUAUGUUAGAUAUUCGCACGAGGAAUUUAGUGAGUUCAGACUGCUUCUGGAAAAGCUCAACUGCAGUCCUUAUUUUAUGCCAUGUGAUUUGUGCAUGCUGGUAUUAACUAUGUGGGAGCUGAUAAAUCACCCAUGCCCAUCUUUCACAUGGAAGCAUGUGACGCUCCACCUGCAACUAAGAAAGUGGUACCUCCCCGGCAUUUGUAACUUGUUAAGGAACUCUCAUUUGCUGGAGACACUCGCUAUUUAUGUUUAUACUGGAAGAAUUGACAAUGAAUCUGAGGUUGCCGAACAAGGGUGGAAGCCUGCAUUUGAGUUCAAUGGCUUUAGUUACUGGAGUUCAGUGGACGGCGCAUUUCCCUGCCUCGAGCACCAGCUUAAGCAUGUUAAGAUAUAUGGUAGUGUAAUAGAGCCUGAUGUCAUUGAGCUCAUUGAAUUUCUACUUAAGAACGCACAGAUCCUGGAGAAAAUGGAGAUUUCUACCAAGAAGACUCUGCAGCGAACACGUAGCACGUACAUGUUUUCCAGUGACGUUGGCCCUCCAUCAAAGGACUAUUGUACAUCAGAUGCGCUGCUAGAGUUUUCACAGAAGUUGUUAAGUUUCCCAAGGGCCUUAACACGUGCGGUAAUACACCUGGGUUAGAUACUGAUAUUUGAAUUGUGUUCUCCCAUAUCUUUUGGACACCCUUGAUGUUUCUAGGUCAGGCAUGUCUCAUAUCUGGUAGACUUUACAAAAGUAGUUGGCCUUUAUGGUGAAUUCGCCCCUUUCCCUCGUGUCUACGAAUUCGCAACAUCCACGACUCUGUACAGGCAACUUUAUGAAUAUUUUUUUUUACAGUGGACGUGCCUUAUGUUUUUU
This is a messenger RNA of Rhodamnia argentea, 2060 nucleotides long. Its product is annotated as putative F-box/LRR-repeat protein At3g18150. Gene Ontology annotation, molecular function: protein binding. The coding region runs from base 249 to 1844 and encodes 531 amino acids. The record is from RefSeq and is a predicted model, not a curated record. The transcript has 4 exons. NCBI's taxonomy places the organism in Eukaryota, Viridiplantae, Streptophyta, Magnoliopsida, Myrtales, Myrtaceae.